AUGAUGCAUACUCUACCAAUAAUGAUCAUAUUUUGUAUGGCAGCUACCAUUGUACUGAGUUAAGAAUUUGUCACAUUUCACAAAGGUGUUUGUGGUUGCGAGGAAUUGAAUGAAAAAGAGUGUGAAGCUGAAAGUAAUUGGAUGUAGGGACGAUGCAAUAUUGAAAAAGGAAAGUGCGUAACUCGAAAAUGUGAAAACAUUAACAAUAUUAAUCUUUGUAUACAUCUAGGUUGUUUUGCUAAAAAUAACAAAUGCUAUAAGACAAAAAGUUGCAGUGAGUAAACUGAAGAUGAAUGUAGUUCAUUAUUCAAUCGCGAUUGCGUUUAUGAUUCAAAUUUAAAAAAAUGUUUGAGUUUUACUUAGCCAUCAUCUGAUAAAUCUAUUCCGACUUGCGCUGAAAGAUCUGUAGAUGAAUGUUAUGUUGCUAGAGAAGGACUUUGCAAUGUCAAAGAUGGAAAAUGUUAAGAAUUGACAACUUGUGAAGAUGUUAAACUAGACUUUCUUUGUUAUAAGGCUUAUCCUGCAUGCUUAAUGCAACCAACCAUUUCUUGCGACACAUUUGAUAAAUGUGAUAGUGAACUCAGUUCAAGAUGUGGUCCAAGAAAAUAAAAAAUAAAUGGAGAUUAAUAUUUACUUUGUAGGCAACAAGAGGAUGGAAAAUGUGUGAAUUUUGAUCCAUCUUAAGAAAAUGAAGAAACUUGUUACUAAAAGUCAGAGUUGUUUUAUCAUUGGGAUGGUAAUAGUUGUGUAAAAUGCAAAGGGUGGUAAGUCAGUGCAUAAGAAAUUACAACUUUCAUUUUUAUUGUAUUGAUUUUGAAUCACAUAUGAAAUUUGAAAUUAU
This is a messenger RNA of Paramecium octaurelia, 841 nucleotides long. The record is from the annotation of a GenBank genome assembly. NCBI's taxonomy places the organism in Eukaryota, Ciliophora, Oligohymenophorea, Peniculida, Parameciidae.